Nelumbo nucifera (sacred lotus) is the source of this 547-nucleotide messenger RNA. RefSeq names its product signal peptidase complex subunit 1-like. The record is from RefSeq and is a predicted model, not a curated record. Gene Ontology annotation, cellular component: signal peptidase complex; membrane. Lineage: Eukaryota; Viridiplantae; Streptophyta; Magnoliopsida; Proteales; Nelumbonaceae. Gene Ontology annotation, biological process: protein targeting to ER.
AUGGAUUGGCAAGGACAAAAGCUCUCGGAACAGCUGAUGCAGAUCUUGCUCGUCUUAUUUGCCACGGUGGCUUUUGUCACUGGUUACCUCAUGGGUUCAUUCCAGAUUAUGCUGUUCAUCUAUGCAGCUGGAGUCAUCCUAACCACUUUGAUUACUGUUCCUAACUGGCCCUUCUUCAACCGACAUCCUCUCCAGUGGUUGGAUCCUAUUGAAGCCGAGCACUAUCCCAAGCCUCAGCCAGUAGCGUCAAAGAAGAAACCCACUAAGCAAUACCAGAAGUAGGUCAUUUAACAAAUGUUAUUAGGUGUUAGGCUGUCUUUUCUCCUUUUUCUCCCUUUAGAUGAAAAAUCUUCUAUCUUUUUUUUUUUUUCAAAUGAGCAGUGUUUAGUUGUGCUUGUAUUCUGCGAUAAUAGAGAUACUUACUGUUCUGUUCUGUUCUGUUUKUUUUUUUUUUUUUUUUUUUUUGGAGAAAAGAUUACUGAUCACACUAUGCAAGUAUAAUUAAUAGUUGAAUGCCAACAAGAGAGAGGGAGGGAAUUUUUUUGCA